Fomitopsis serialis is the source of this 1694-nucleotide messenger RNA. RefSeq lists its product as uncharacterized. NCBI's taxonomy places the organism in Eukaryota, Fungi, Basidiomycota, Agaricomycetes, Polyporales, Fomitopsidaceae. The record is from RefSeq and is a predicted model, not a curated record. The transcript is spliced from 5 exons. Bases 8 to 1456 code for a protein of 482 amino acids.
CUGACAUAUGUGGCACGCGCCGCACGCGGGCUGUCCAACCGCGACUUUGCACGGCCGUUGCUCCCCUCGCUCACUGCGCUUGCCUCAUCCACCACUGCCACCAUCCAGUGCUGGCACUGCUGCUCCUCCGAGGCGGCUACGCCAACCUAGCACUUCUACGUGGUUGUCUUCGACUUCAACCAUCAUGUCUCCCGCACUGUCCGACCGGCCACAUUCUAUCGACCUCUCUCUCGCACUUGAACGCGAACUCGAGAGCGAGUCCCUGCCUAACUCGCCUGCGCGAGUGGAGACCCGGGGCGCGCGGCCACAGUCCUUGGACACCAACGUCCUCGCGUCCAUCGUGACCCAACUUCGGAUGAGCCUGGAGGAUAACGAGCUUGCGGAAACGAAGUUCAGGGAGGAGAACGUGAAGGACGCGCUAGAGAGCGUAGCGGAUAAGUGUCUGCGCACGGAGGCUCAGCUCUCCGCGGCGCGGGAUAAGCACCAGGAGGAUGAAGAAGCUAUUGCCAUGCUCCGCCAGAAGGUCGAGGAGAGCAGACGCGCCUUGAUGCGGUUACAGACCGAGAGCAGGCGCAGGAGCCAGAUAGGCAACCUCUCCGUCGACCUUUCGCAGCCGGGCUCCACGCCGAUGAACGGCCCGCCGACGUCGAAGCGUGCGUCCUUCACCCCUCUGACUGGCAGCCCCGCACGCGCAGGCCACCGUCGGAUUGUGUCCCUCUCUGAUCCCGGCUUCGCGAGCGCCCCCACGUCUGGUGACAAUGGCCAGUGGCCGACCUCGCCGGGUUUCACCUCUCCUGAUCCCUCGCAGGGACAGUCCAAGAGGAGGUCGGGGAUGUUUGGCUGGGGCUCCUCGCAGCUGCCUGAUGUCCCGUCGCUCGAUAACCUUCAGACGGAUACCUUGCGCAAGGAGCUCGAGAAGGUCAAGGAGCAAUUGGACGAGACCAAGCACGAGCUGCGCGAGGUUCAGGAGGCACGAGAGGCCUCCGAGAGCUGCGUGCGGGCACUUCGCACGUUCAUUGCUGAGAAUAGCGUGGGCGAGCAGACGGCCCGGUCCACCAUCCGCGCUGCGACAAAGCCUAAUUCCACCCCUGCCACGAGCCAACAGGGUGCUGCGUCACGCUGGGGCUUCAAGCUCUGGUCGACGCCCGAGACACCUGUGAAUUCUCCUGCGCCUGCGCCCUCGUCGACGCCUAGUGUACCACCGGUUACGCGUAAGCUAGGCGGCUUCUUCAGUCCAAGGUCGAGCAUCUCUUCGACGUCCAGCCCUGUGCGCGUCCCGCAAGAGCCUCCUUACCAUGGCUCGGACACUUCGUCUAUUGCGGACUCCACGACGGAGCCUGUUAGUCCCGCCUCCUCGAUGCCUCAGGCCAACAUCCUCGUCCAGGACGCCGAGGGAGCUUCGCUCGACGCCGUCAGUCUGCCGGAGGUGGGCAAGCCGGUGGAGGUCCCGGUCUAGUCAUAGUAUGGUUCGCCAGGGACAUUAUGGGUUUCGACCUUACGUGCGUCUGCCGUGGCGGGUUAGCACAGUCGAUUCGGCUUCGUUACGGCUCAUCUGGAACAUAUGUAAACAUACUUUACAUCCACACUCUUAUUACACGCAUUGAGACGACUUAGAUAUGUACGCUGGGCUCCGGCGGUUCCCUUUCAUACUGUACUUUAGCGAAUGAAUGGCAUGAUACACUUCGUUCAGGAAA